UUUUUCGUGUUAUCUUUCAUCCACGUUAAUCGCCGGCAACUUCUUCAUGGGUCGUUCUCGCCAAUCGCCAACACGAACCCAUUUUUUUCUCCCGAAAUCCCUAAAACCGCGGUAAUUUUCGUUUUGGAUUUUCGUUUCUUUUAAUCUUUAUAAUAGUUGCCAUUCGGUCCGAUUCGUACGAUGCGGGAUGGUUAGGGUUGUACAUUUAAGGGGAGAACUGGAAAUUUUCUCGAGAAAAUUAGGAGAUUUUCCCAGAAAGUGGGAAAGGGAAGGGAUAAUGAUCGCCGAAGGAAUUGGAAGGAAGGGAAGAAGGCCAGCGAGGGAUGAUUUUAGAAAAAGGAAAAAUGAAGAUCAUUGUACAGGAAUUUCCUGCUGGACAAAACACCCCAAAUUUGUCCAUUGUUUGUUCCUCUGCCCCAAAUUUGUAAUUCCUUUGUUUUAUUUAACAUCCCCAACUGUAUGAUGAAAUGCCAAAUCGAGAGAGAAACCAUUCUGAAUUGAAGAACAUUCCCACCAUGUUCUUCCUCCGACCCGCCUCCCUUAUCUCCCUUCUUCUUCUCUCUCUUUCCCUCUUCUCCCAUUCUUCCAUCACCGCCAUUCCCAUCUCCGAGAACUCUGGUGGGGUAGAGGUUUUUAAGGUCUCGGAGCCAUGGAGGAGUCGGAGAAGCCUUGCGGAACAGAACCCUGCUGCGAACUCGUCUCUGAUUUUGGCGAGGGAAAGAACUAACAGGACAGACCCCCUUGCAAAUUUUAAACCAUAUACGGGUGGAUGGAAUAUCGGCAACAAACAUUAUUGGGCUUCUGUUGGUCUUACUGCUGCUCCCUUAUUUGCCACUGCUAUUGCCUGGUUCAUGCUCUUUGCGAUAUGCUUGUUGAUCAUCUGUCUUUGUCGUUGCUGUUGUCCGAGGGAGCCUUAUGGCUAUUCUCGAACAGCCUAUGCCUUCUCCCUUGCGUUCCUCGUAUUCUUGACCAUCCCAGUAACGUAA
This is a messenger RNA of Cucurbita pepo subsp. pepo (vegetable marrow), 986 nucleotides long. NCBI's taxonomy places the organism in Eukaryota, Viridiplantae, Streptophyta, Magnoliopsida, Cucurbitales, Cucurbitaceae. The record is from RefSeq and is a predicted model, not a curated record.